Molecule: messenger RNA, 5979 nt
Organism: Tympanuchus pallidicinctus (lesser prairie-chicken)
Lineage: Eukaryota; Metazoa; Chordata; Aves; Galliformes; Phasianidae
Gene: CNR1
Product: cannabinoid receptor 1
Exons: 2
Coding region: 565-2052 (495 amino acids)
Biological process (GO): G protein-coupled receptor signaling pathway
Cellular component (GO): membrane
Molecular function (GO): cannabinoid receptor activity
Source: RefSeq, a predicted model, not a curated record
GAACUUUGUUAGCGCCGGGCGACGUCGCCCGCCCCGACGGCGGAGCGGCCGCGGAGCUGAGGGCUGCGCCCCGGGCACCGGGAGGCUCCGGAGAGCCGAGGCGGGGGCGGACGGCUGCGAGGUGCCGGCGGACGGGCGGCCGUACCCCGGAGGCUCCGAGCUCCCGCUGGGGCUCCGCUGACCCCGGCGCUUCUCUCGUCCCGGCCCGGCGCUCCGUUCGGCACCGCUCCGCCGCGGCCGGGAUAGACAGCGGCGGCUCGCGAUGCUGCGGGCAGCGCUGCUCCGCUGAGCGGUGGCACCCGGCACCCGGCGGCGGCUGUAGAACGCCCCGGCGCUGGGCUUUGGCUGGGUUUUGUCUGACGUUUGGAGGUGGGGAGGAGGUGGGGGGGGGGGGGGGGGGGUGAGCAGAAGGAAGGGAGCGAGCGCUGUAAACUUCACGCGGGGUUUGUCAUGUGAAACCUUCAUUUGGUCCGAAACCCUCCAGAGUGACCGGAGGGGUUUCUGUUACGUGGGCAUCUUUUUGUUCCAAAGACGUCUGCACCCCUCCUUUGGGAGCACCCCUGGAUGAGGAUUUCCUCAGAUGUCUUUUUCCAUCCUCCAAGUCUCUUUGAAACCAACAAGACUGAGGUUAUGAAGUCAAUUCUAGAUGGCCUUGCAGAUACAACUUUCCGAACAAUUACAACAGAUCUCCUUUACGUGGGCUCCAACGAUAUCCAGUACGAAGACAUGAAAGGCGACAUGGCAUCCAAGCUGGGAUACUACCCCCAGAAGUUCCCUCUCUCCUCUUUUAGGGGUGAUCCUUUCCAAGAAAAAAUGACUGCAGGAGAUGAUCCCCUGCUAAGCAUUAUUCCCUCAGACCAGAUCAAUAUCACAGAGUUUUACAACAAGUCCUUGUCCACGUUUAAGGAAAAUGAGGAGAACAUACAAUGUGGGGAGAACUUCAUGGAUAUGGAAUGCUUUAUGAUCCUGAACCCCAGCCAGCAGCUGGCCAUCGCUGUGCUGUCGCUCACCCUGGGCACCUUCACAGUUCUAGAGAACCUCCUGGUCCUGUGUGUCAUCCUCCACUCCCGAAGCCUUCGGUGUAGACCCUCUUACCAUUUCAUAGGCAGCCUGGCUGUGGCCGACCUCCUGGGCAGCGUGAUUUUUGUCUACAGUUUUGUUGAUUUCCAUGUUUUCCACAGGAAGGACAGCCCCAACGUCUUCUUGUUCAAGCUGGGUGGAGUUACUGCCUCCUUCACUGCCUCUGUAGGUAGCCUUUUUCUCACGGCAAUAGACCGGUACAUAUCUAUACACAGGCCGCUAGCUUACAAAAGGAUUGUAACCCGACCAAAGGCUGUCGUUGCGUUUUGUGUGAUGUGGACCAUUGCCAUUGUAAUAGCUGUUCUUCCACUGCUCGGCUGGAACUGCAAAAAGCUCAACUCCGUGUGUUCAGACAUAUUCCCUCUCAUCGACGAGACGUACCUGAUGUUCUGGAUCGGGGUCACCAGCAUCCUCUUGCUGUUCAUUGUCUAUGCCUAUAUGUACAUACUGUGGAAGGCGCACAGCCACGCUGUUCGCAUGCUUCAGCGUGGCACGCAGAAAAGCAUAAUCAUUCAGAGUACAGAGGAUGGGAAAGUACAGAUCACUAGACCUGAUCAAACUCGUAUGGACAUCAGGUUAGCCAAAACCUUGGUCCUUAUUCUAGUCGUUUUAAUCAUAUGCUGGGGUCCUCUCCUCGCCAUAAUGGUGUACGAUGUCUUUGGGAAAAUGAACAAGCUCAUCAAGACUGUCUUUGCCUUCUGUAGCAUGCUCUGUCUGCUGAAUUCGACAGUGAAUCCCAUCAUCUAUGCUCUGAGGAGCAAGGACUUGAGACAUGCCUUCCGGAGCAUGUUCCCCACCUGCGAAGGGACUGCUCAGCCUCUGGAUAACAGCAUGGAGUCUGACUGCCAGCACAAACACGCCAACAACGCGGGAAACAUGCACAGGGCUGCUGAGAGCUGCAUUAAGAGCACAGUUAAGAUUGCCAAAGUGACCAUGUCUGUCUCCACAGACACGACUGCUGAAGCGUUGUAAGUCAGAGACUUCUCAGCGUUGUGAGAAAAGGAGUUAGUUAAAAAAAAAAAUUAAUUGAACAACAGAGAAUACCAAACCAGUGGUGUAACGUGUUUGUACCUCCCUGUAAUAUCUUUUUGAUUUGUCAUUGUAAGCUAAGCAAUGGUUGUGUUAAGAGUAUUACCAUCAGCCAGUUCUUCGAGUUUUACAAUUAGUGAUCCAAGCUAAAUUUUCAAAAGUUGUUUUGUUGGUUUUUUUUUCCCCUCAAAAAGUGUUUACUGGAUAAUAGCCAGUUUCCUGCAAGAGCACAGAAAAAACACCAAGCUAGCAAAAGUUCCUUUUUGGGAUGUGAAGAAAAAUUGUGAAACCUAAUUGAAAACUAAUGCAUCCUAAAUCAAUACCAUUCAAUAAGAAAAAGCCUUGUAAUCAUGCUGUCCAUCUAAAUGUGAAAUGUAUUUCAUGUCUGUAAGUAAUAGGAGUUUUGAUUUUUUCCAAAAGCGGCAGUGCUGAGUUUUAGAAAUUUUGUAAAAUGUGUCGUGUCCUGUGAAUUGUAUGCUGUUUUGUUAUGUGUUAUUGAUAUUUGUCCAAUUAAACAAAGUGAUAAGGUAGAUUUAUGUGGAAAUAAUGUGAAAUGUGAUAUGUAUACCCCAUUGAAAAUACUUACUGUAUUUGAAGAGUUCCUAUGAGCUAUUUUGGAAAUUUUACACUUCUAGUGGUCUUCUGUGGAUGUAGGGGAGAGGCUUUGCGUUCUUUUACUAAAAUUACUUCCCUACUACCUUUUAUUUUCACAUGCAUAUGAGAAUAACAGCAACAAAGGAAUAGAGAAGGAAUAUAAGAGAGGAAUGCUCUGGUUCAGACUUUUAAAUACCGCUGCAGAAGGACAUUUACUGUUGUACAGACUUAUCUCCCUUCUCUUGGGUGUUGUGUGAAUAUGAACGCUGAAAGCGAAGGUCCUGGAUUUUGGCUCCUUGAGUCACAUGCUGGUGCUGGACAACUGAAAACAGCAUGUGUCCAGCUCCAUGUGUGAUGUAAUCACUGUGCCAUCGAUGUAUACUUGAAGUGUGUUGCAUUCCUGUACCCCAGGUUUAAGCCAGUUCAGAGCCUGAGAUGCCGGACUCCAGCCUUCACUCAAAGAGGAGGAAGUAUUGUCAGAUUUAGGCAUUUUCUUAUUGUGUGAGCGUGUAUAUAAAUAAAUAUCUAUGUGUGUGUACGUGUGUGUGUGUGUAAGUAUAAUAAGUGUGAGUCAUGGUAGCAUAAUUAAGAUAGGACACUAUGACCAAAUGUAAGCUGUAUUUCUUGUUGCACGCUUUGCACACAAAUUCUGUUUCUAAAAUUGAGUUCUUCCAACUGAUUGCUGACGAAGGUACCAUAUUGCGAACAUACAGAUCCAGCACUAAGGGGUGUAUCCAUGUGCUAGAGAAAACAACCUUCCAGCUGUGCUUGAGAAUGAAAUGCAGCGAGACAGAGUCAGGUGUGAGCCAGCACUGACCACUGGAGUGGAUGUUGAGGGUGUUAUGGAAAUGGAGUAUGCCAAGAAUAAAGGAGCAUUUCAAUCCUUUUGUAUUCAAAUCUGAUUGUGUGAAACGAGGUGAGUCUCACUGUGAAACUAGGUUACAGAGGACAAGGUGUGAUUUCAUCAGCUUCCAAGAAGGUGAAGUUACUUGUGAAAAUGGAGACUCUGCUCUAUAGAGGAACUGUGUUUGACACCUGGGAUUUCCACAAUGAGGAUGUUGCUAGUCUUUUAGGCAUAGAUACUGUCACACAUUGAAGGUUCUGUGUCCCGUUCUCUGCUGCCUUCCUCUUUUGGACUGUUUCCUCACACCUUUCCUAACUGCUUUCUGCCAAAAUGGCUGUGGAUGUGGCCUAGCCCACUAGCUGCCUGGUGCGUGCCACAAGUAGAGUGACUCCCUCAGUGACACCGGGCCAGCAGAGCUGCUGUCCUGCAGUGGGCUUACGUAGGGAAGGAGAGCAGGGUGGUAGCCUAGAGGUUGCUGGCCAUCAGAAUGUCUCCAUGGUGUUUGGAAGUGGUAGUGCAGGCCAGAGCAGCUGGUAGCAGAAAAGGCCAAGGUGAGCUUAGCUGGCAGCUCUUUGGUGGCAGGGGUGGCUGUGAGUUCAGGGCAUUCAGAUACUGUGUGUGGUGGCACCUUGCAGAGAUCUCCUCAGGAGAGAUACUGUGCAGCAGAAGUUAUGGGAGUAUUCUCUUCCACCUCCCUCCCUGCAGCUGACCUGAGUGGUGGAACAGGACAUCCCGCCCCUAAGUGUGUCAGGGCAGGUCUUUCUCGUACCUAGAUGUAGUCCUUCCUAAAGCAAUCCUCUUGGAGAGGAGGGGGGAAUCCCACUUAAAUGUUAAGGUAUUUUAAGAGCCAUUUUUGAAACUGUCUUCUUGUGAAUUAAAUGCAAACUUUGUGGACUUUUGUCGUGCAUUUGAGUUCUAAAUUCUAUGCGAUAAAUCAUGGGACAAUGGGGCUGUCUUGGCACUUAACUUGGUGCUUACUGAUAGAAUAAGAAAUAGCAUCCUGUGAAACGUUACCGUCUAUCAUCAGGAUCUUCAUUUGCAUAAUGAGUUUUUCUAAAGCUCUGGGAACUGUGUCGGUUCACUUAGAACCAUUUAUUCAAGAGGUGGCAACUACUUGCCUACAAGUUGCACAUGGAGUGGGACGGCCAAUUCAUUAGCAAAACCUGCUGCCGUUCCGAGAUAAGCUGUACUUCACCUUCAGCUCCAGCAGUUCCCCAUUUGCAGCUGACUACCUUCACCUAGCGAUAGCACAGCCAACCUGUGCUCUACGGCCACCCACACUGUCACCACCCAACCAGUGAUAGUCGCCAUUAUGUGUACCUGAAAACUCCAAAUGUCGUAUAGCUGUAAGAAGAUCAUUCGUGUUACAUGCGUGCAGAGUUAGAUUCUCAACAGUCUUGAUUGUAUAUUUGUAUAAUAUAAUCCCCGCGACGCUGUGCAAUCGAUAUCUGCGUUUUCUUGCACUGGUCUCUGGAUGAAAAUUGUAGUGUGUCUGUUGCGAGAUAGACAGCGCAUUUUGCCUGCUGUUACUGGGCUGAAUGUAUGUAAAUAAGUGGGAAAAACAAAAGUCAUCUGUACAAGCAGUGGCCUAAAAGUCUGUAAUUGUUGAGUAGGGCAAUUGUUGAAGUUGCUGUGACAUCUCAAAUACUACCUUUGAAUAAACUGUUUACAAGGUCUCUUGAGAUGCUGUCUCAUAGUGAAAGGAAAAUACUUCCUUGUGAUAAUAUAACGUAAAGAAAUGGGGCUACCUGAGCUUUUUAUUUCCAGUGUUUCAAAGUGGACAACAUAACUCUUUAUUGUCUGUAAAUCUAACAUUAUUACUUCCUCUUAGAAGAAUAUUGUAUCAUUAGGUGUUUGUUUGAGCUGGUAACAUCCUUGCAACUGCUGCAAUAUUUUUCACUAGCAACAUGUAUAAUAGUUUGUACACAAGUACUGUUCAGAUUGUCAUGAAAAGUAGCUUUGACCAUUUACCUACCAGUAGCAGAAUAGUAUUUCUGUAAAAUUUCCAGUGUACUACUACCAUAUCAUAUUUUAUUUCUAUAAUGUAAUUAAACUGUUAUUUAUUCAAGGAAAAAAAGAAGCAUUUCUCUACUUUUUUUUUUGUUUUGUUUUCCAAAUUUUGAGGUAAUGAGGAAGCCACGUGAUGAUGCUGCCUCAUCCCACAAUCUGGUGCUCUACGUUUUGUUUAUAAAUUUGUCUGUCAGAUUCUGAAACAACUGCUUAAACCACUUGACGACAGGUUGUCAAGCUUUGUAGGGUUUAAUUGUAUGCUGAUAUCUUUGAAAAAGGAGGUAGAUUAUGUAUUUGUGUAUUCAGUACUAUGGAGACAAGAGAAAUGACAUAGUUAAAACUGAAUCUCCUGCUCCAUUAUGUAGGCAAUUUCCCCUUUCCUCUGUAUUAGCAAAACAUGCAAUAAAUCUCUUUUGCCUUCG